This is a messenger RNA of Zea mays, 1685 nucleotides long. Its product is annotated as cysteine protease 1. Gene Ontology annotation, biological process: proteolysis. The coding region runs from base 106 to 1518 and encodes 470 amino acids. The transcript is spliced from 5 exons. Lineage: Eukaryota; Viridiplantae; Streptophyta; Magnoliopsida; Poales; Poaceae. The record is from RefSeq and is marked validated. Gene Ontology annotation, molecular function: cysteine-type peptidase activity.
ACCCCACACCAAAAGAAACCAACUAAAAUCCCAAAAGAGAGGAAAGGCACAAACAGACGGUACAAAGAAAGGGACGCUCGUCUCGUCUCGUCACGUGCCGCCGCCAUGGCUGCUCUGGGCCGUGGCCUGCCCCUCCUCCUCCUGCUCCUCCUCCUCGCCGUAUCGGGGGCCGCCAACGCCGCGGCGGCGCCCGGCGGCAUGUCCAUCAUCACCUACAACGAGGAGCACGGCGCGCGGGGGCUGGAGCGGACGGAGCCGGAGGUGCGGGCCAUGUACGACCUCUGGCUCGCGGAGCACGGCCGCGCCUACAACGCGCUGGGCGAGGGCGAGGGCGAGCGCGACCGCCGCUUCCUCGUCUUCUGGGACAACCUCCGCUUCGUCGACGCGCACAACGAGCGCGCCGGCGCCCGCGGCUUCCGCCUCGGGAUGAACCAGUUCGCCGACCUCACCAACGACGAGUUCCGCGCCGCGUACCUCGGCGCCAUGGUCCCCGCCGCCCGCCGGGGAGCCGUCGUGGGGGAGAGGUACCGCCACGACGGCGCCGCCGAGGAGCUGCCGGAGAGCGUCGACUGGAGGGAGAAGGGCGCCGUCGCGCCCGUCAAGAACCAGGGGCAAUGCGGAAGUUGCUGGGCUUUCUCUGCAGUAAGCUCAGUGGAAAGCGUUAACCAGAUCGUCACCGGUGAGAUGGUGACACUGUCUGAACAGGAGCUCGUAGAGUGCUCGACUGACGGAGGGAACAGCGGCUGCAACGGCGGGCUCAUGGACGCCGCUUUCGAUUUCAUCAUAAAGAACGGGGGCAUCGAUACCGAAGAUGACUACCCUUACAGAGCCGUGGACGGGAAGUGCGACAUGAACAGGAAAAAUGCCAGGGUUGUGAGCAUCGAUGGCUUUGAAGACGUGCCUGAGAACGACGAGAAGUCGCUGCAGAAGGCGGUUGCUCACCAGCCAGUUAGCGUUGCCAUUGAGGCCGGAGGCCGGGAGUUCCAGCUCUACAAAUCGGGUGUCUUCAGCGGAAGCUGCACCACGAACCUUGACCAUGGUGUCGUCGCGGUCGGCUACGGCGCCGAGAACGGGAAGGACUACUGGAUCGUCCGCAACUCGUGGGGCCCGAAGUGGGGCGAGGCUGGUUACAUCCGUAUGGAGAGGAACGUCAACGCCAGCACUGGGAAGUGCGGGAUCGCGAUGAUGGCGUCCUACCCGACGAAGAAGGGCGCGAACCCUCCCAGGCCGUCUCCAACCCCGCCAACACCGCCGGCUGCCCCUGACAAUGUCUGCGACGAGAACUUCUCGUGCUCCGCGGGCAGCACCUGCUGCUGCGCGUUUGGCUUCAGGAACGUCUGCUUGGUCUGGGGCUGCUGCCCGGUCGAGGGCGCCACCUGCUGCAAGGAUCACGCCAGCUGCUGCCCGCCGGGCUACCCUGUCUGCAACGUCAGAGCUGGAACUUGCUCGGUGAGCAAGAACAGCCCACUGAGCGUCAAGGCCUUGAAGCGCACUCUCGCCAAGCUGAGCACCGCAUGAGGACCUCGAUCUGGGACUGCCCAUUGCUUUUUCUGACUCAUGGGCGUUCAGAUCACCAAGAGCAAGAUUUCAUAGAUUAUCUAUAUGUUUGUAUAAGUACUAUUACCGUCCCAUGAAUCCGCUGUAAAUAACUAGUACCUCUGAUUAAAAGGAUAAUAUUAUUUGUC